AGCAGGAGCGCCCGACUGUUUUUCCUCCAACACCCGAACUUUGAUGUAGUUUGUCAUUUGGCGUCGCAGGACUGUAACAUGUUUUAGUUUGGUGUGUAUCACUUUUUUAAAACGACCUUUGGGACAUUUCAUUGACCGCCGCCGGACGGUGGUAACCGGCUCGCUGCUAGCUAACAUUAGCAAUGACAUUGACAGCUGAGAGCAGGUCGAGAUGAAAUUUAGAACUAGUUAGGAAGUGUUGUCAUGGUCCUCUCAUUUCUGGUUUGACAUGAACAUUUGCAGCCCUCUUAGAUAGCAAGCAGCUGUACUGACAGUCUGUAGGAGGACUCGUGUUACCUGUGAGAGCCAUGGCUUUACUUUGUGGGAGCCUUUUAUUAAGGAGCAGCAGAUUCUGUUCUCUCUCCACACGUCUGACACGAAACUUCCAGGUCUGCAAACAAGCUGGUUGUCCCGUUAAGAAGAAAGGCUCGGUGUCUCCUGCAGUGUUAGACUCUGUCCAUCUCAGAGCCACCAGAACUGGAGCAGCUUUUUCAUUCUGCAGCAAUGUACGGACCCUGCGUUUCCAGAUAUGUCUGAAAAGCAGUCCCCCUCUCUCCAGUGGUCCUGUCCUGACGCACUGUGGACACCAGAUACACACCUCAGCCUCCCGGAGGGCCCUGCCUGCUCCUGUCAUAUGGAUCAUCCUCAAACCUCUGCAGAAGCUUCUGGCUAUAAUACUGGGCAGGAGUUUAAGGAAGUGGUGGGUGGCUCUACCAGACAACCGCCGGGAGCUCAUGCGCCAAUGGGCCUGGCAGCGCCGCUGGCAUCUGGCAGCGGGGGCAGGCGUUGCUAUGGUGAUUGUAGCCCUCCUGCUCCUAACCCACCUGGAUGAGUCUCCAGUGACAGGACGGACCCGCCUCCUGGUGUUCAGCAGAGAGAACUACAUGGAGCUGGCAGCUCUGACUUCAGAGGCGUACAUGGAGGAGUUUGCAGAGCUGCUGGUUCCAGUCACUGACCCCCGUCACCAGGUGGUGGACUCGGUGGUGCAGCACCUGGCACAGAGGAACAAGGACAUCCCUGAAAUGUCUGAAGUCAGCUGGACUGUCCAUGUGGUGCAGAGUCCCACAACCAACGCUUUUGUCCUGCCAAACGGGAAAGUAUUCGUUUUUACGGGAAUGCUGGAAGCUGUGGCAGAUGUUCAUCAGCUCACUUUUGUCCUGGGACAUGAGAUGGCUCAUGCCUUAAUUGGACACUCUGCAGAACAGGCCAGUCUGUCUCAUGUCGUGGACCUCCUGUCUCUUAUUCUGCUGACAGCCAUCUGGGCCAUGUGUCCUCGAGACAGUGUGGCACUGCUGGGACAGUGGGCACAGGGCAAGCUUGCAGAGCUGAUGUUCCAACGUCCCUACAGUCGGAGAUUGGAGGCUGAGGCAGAUCAAGUUGGAUUGCAGCUGGCUGCUAAGGCGUGUGCAGAUGUGCGAGCAGGCCCUGUAUUCUGGCAACAAAUGGAAAUCAGAGACCAGCUGACAGGAGAGCCCACUUUCCCCGAGUGGCUGUCCACACAUCCAUCGCACAGGAACAGAUUCACUCAGCUGGACCGUCUCGUACCACAGGCUCUGGAGUUGAGGGAAAGUUGCGUCUGCCCUGCUCUACCUGCCACCGACCCUCGUGUUGUCUUCUCCAAGAGCGUCCGUGUGUUGCUAGAAAAUGCUAAGAAACAGGCUGGAGGAACGCCAGAGAGGGCACGAAAACCCCAGCUGCCCCACAGCCCCACCUCACUCCCCGCAGGACUGCCUGCAGCAUUGCUUGCCCAAAGUGUACCUCCUCCUUCCCCAAAUGUGGAUCAGUCAAGCAAAGGCCUGGUCUCAACUGUAGCAGCCUCUGUCCCCAACACUGCAGCGGGAGAAGGAUCCCAGCACGUAUUGCAGAGCACCAGCUGACAGGGAUGUUAAAAUCCUCCCAAACUUCCUUCAACCAACUUGACUGACUUCCCCGCGGUAGUCAUUGCUGCUAAAAGCCUUUUACUUCUUUCCUAUUAAAUUUCAGAGCCGCUGGGAGCGCCGGUGGUAAAGGGGUUAAGUUCACUAUGUGCCGUCACUGCUGAGGCUCCUACUGAUUGGUCAGGAUGCCUUCACAAUGGAGGGUGGAGCUAGGGGAUGUGAGAAGAAGUGUCUGGGAUCAUUAUAAAUAGGAAAGAAUGAGGUAAAAAGUCAGCAAAAAUAAAUAGAGAAUCUUACCCAUGCCUAGUGACUACUUAGAUGCCUUUUUAAUUAGACAACCUUGAGUCGGAAAUGCUGAAUUAAUUAGUAAAGCUUCCAUACAUUGUGAGAUUAAUAUGUGCAUUAUUCAUUGACACAUGGCAACAGACGAGAGUAAGCACUUAUGUGUGCAUGUUGAAGGCUGUGUCCAUGGCGGGCAGAGGACAUCUACAUUCUCAUUAUGACUACUGCAUUCUCAUGCCACACACACAGCACUUUAUGCAUUUUCUAGCCUGAGGGACUUAAUGGUGUAAAUUUAUGCUGGGUUGUUUGCAGGCUUUAAAACACAGCCCUCUGCACAGGAAUGCCAAUAUCAACCGUCAAGCUCAGAGAAAUCUUUCAUGGGAUUUUGUAAAAUCUUAUUUAACAAGGCAAGUUGACUGAGAAAACAUUCGUAUUUACAGCAACAGCCUGCGGGAGCAGUCGCACAAUAAAGAGGGGAGGGCAGUUAUGGUUCAAAUCUUGGUAAUCUUUUAUGUGUGUGUGCUGAAGUAAAGUAGCACACUUGGCUACACUGUGAAAUCAAAUGCUACUACUGUGUUUUCACUGGUAAUAAAUGUAUCUUAUUUUCGCCAUGCUUUUUUAGGUGUUGAGUGCAUAUCAGCACACACAAAAAAAAAAUCCACCAAGAGUUGUACACCUGCUGUGGAAGCUUUACUUUAGUGCCGACAGGGUAGGUCUAUAUUAGAGUCUGUGUCUAUAUUAGAAUAAGUGGUCCGUUAUUGGUUUUGUGCAAAACAGUGCAUUGAAAAGCCAAGGGAAUAUUGGUUUUUGCAUAUCAAUAACUCAGCAGAAACGUGCUCUGUUUUCAAGCAGCAAGUGGAAAAAAUAAAACCUUUUGAGGAAUAA
Messenger RNA from Stegastes partitus (bicolor damselfish), 3083 nucleotides. RefSeq names its product OMA1 zinc metallopeptidase (gene oma1). Gene Ontology annotation, cellular component: mitochondrial inner membrane. Gene Ontology annotation, molecular function: metalloendopeptidase activity. The coding region runs from base 348 to 1916 and encodes 522 amino acids. Gene Ontology annotation, biological process: mitochondrial protein processing; protein quality control for misfolded or incompletely synthesized proteins. The record is from RefSeq and is a predicted model, not a curated record. NCBI's taxonomy places the organism in Eukaryota, Metazoa, Chordata, Actinopteri, Pomacentridae. The transcript has 8 exons.